Owenia fusiformis is the source of this 497-nucleotide messenger RNA. The record is from the annotation of a GenBank genome assembly. Lineage: Eukaryota; Metazoa; Annelida; Polychaeta; Sabellida; Oweniidae.
CUGAUAACUGCUUAUCUUUACAACGGGAAACAAGCUAUCAUUGUCUGUCAUCGAGAGGUUGAUCGUCAUGAAUCUUAAAAUGAUGCUCGCUACUGUACUUUUGAUGGCUGUGUGUUUAGGGGGUUCUGGAGCCGGUGACAUCGGGAGAGAAAAGCGUCACGAAUUUGAAUACGUCAAAGGUUUCUGGUCGAACUGCAGGAUUAUCAAGGGACCGCCCCAGUGGGUCCAGGGAAAGACACUGCAAUAUUUAGAUCGACACUACGUGGCCUGUGGGUCUGACGAAUUUUUGGUUUCUUGGAAAAUGCAGCGAUUGAACCCUAAUGUAUACGACUACCAGUCCAUGGUCUAUAAGUGCUGCAAGAUCGUUUGCAAAGUACCCAUGUACCACCAUCACUAGGUAUCGAUUGGAUAAGACCGAAAGACUCGAACUCUUGCGAUUUCUCCCGGAUUUACUGUUAUUUCCAGUUGAAAUAAAAUAUAUUUCGAAUCUGCAGACA